Nicotiana tabacum (common tobacco) is the source of this 3459-nucleotide messenger RNA. The record is from RefSeq and is a predicted model, not a curated record. NCBI's taxonomy places the organism in Eukaryota, Viridiplantae, Streptophyta, Magnoliopsida, Solanales, Solanaceae.
UUCACACACUCAACAAGUCACAAAGUCGCGCUCCCAUUGUCUCUCUCUCAAUCUCAAUCACCAUUCACCACUAACAAAUUGUCUAGAGAGAGAAACAAACCCCAAAAUCACACCAUUUUCAACUCGCUCCCUCUCUCUCUCUCUCUCUCUAACACAGAAUUCUAUUUUGAGCUUAACAGUUAACACUGAAGAGAUAGCAACACAGCAUUUUUGAACUCCACACACACAGAGGCACUUUCCGUAUAUAAUAAUACUAAUAGAUACAGACAUAAUCAUCUGUUUAUUUACAUUUUGUUGUAUGUAUGAAUUAUUCAUUGGAAGUGAGCUUACUGUAAGAAUAGAGAAAUGUACAGAUCGGAGCUGACGGAGGUUUCCGGCGAAGGAAGGUCGCCGGAGGUGUGUUCCGGCAAUCACAACGGCAAUGUGCGACCGACGACGAGUGAAACAGUUUCGCCGGUGACAGUAUCAGCUUCGUUCAAGGAAGGGAAGACUUAUCGAAGAAGAACGUCGAUGAGGCCAAGCCUCGACGCAGACGAGUUCUUAAACCUUCUCCACGGGUCGGAUCCGGUGAAGUUGGAGCUUAAUCGACUGGAGAAUGAAGUAAGAGAUAAGGACCGGGAAUUAUGUGAGGCUCAGGCGGAGAUCAAGGCGUUGAGGUUCUCAGAGCGCUUACGAGAAAAGGCUGUUGAAGAGCUUACGGCCGAGUUGUCAAGGGUUGACGAGAAGCUCAAGCUGACAGAAUCUCUUCUGGAAAGCAAGAAUCUUGAAAUUAAGAAAAUUAAUGAAGAGAAAAAGGCAUUCAUGGCAGCUCAGUUUGCAGCAGAAGCCACCCUUCGAAGGGUUCAUGCUGCUCAAAAAGACGAUGAUAUGCCUCCAAUUGAAGCCAUUCUUGCACCCUUGGAGGCUGAACUCAAGCUUGCUCGUCAGGAGAUUACAAAGCUACAAGAUGAUAAUAAAGCACUGGACCGUCUUACUAAGUCAAAAGAGGCAGCUCUACUUGAUGCUGAGAGAACUGUGCAGUCAGCAUUAGCAAAGGCUUCUAUGGUGGAUGACCUUCAGAACAAGAACCAGGAAUUGAUGAAACAGAUAGAAAUAUGCCAGGAAGAAAAUAAAAUACUGGACAGAAUGCAUAGACAAAAGGUUGCAGAGGUUGAAAAGCUUACCCAAACUGUACGUGAGCUUGAAGAGGCUGUUCUUGCUGGCGGUGCUGCUGCUAAUGCUGUCCGGGAUUACCAACGAAAAGUUCAAGAGAUGAAUGAAGAAAGAAAAACUCUUGACCGGGAGCUAGCACGUGCCAAGGUAACCGCUAAUAGGGUUGCAACCGUGGUUGCUAAUGAGUGGAAAGAUGCCAAUGAUAAAGUAAUGCCUGUUAAACAGUGGCUUGAAGAAAGGAAGUUUCUACAGGGUGAGAUGCAACAGUUACGCGACAAGCUUGCAAUCACUGAACGAGCUGCAAAGUCUGAAGCGCAGUUGAAAGAGAAAUAUCAUCUGAGGCUCAAGGUCCUUGAAGAUACAUUGAGAUCAACUAGCACAGGCGCUCGCACUACACCAGAUGGUAGAAGUUCAAGCAACGGCCCUUCCCGUCGGCAAUCACUGGGUGGAGCUGAAAACAUCUCCAAAUUGACCUCCAAUGGAUUUUUACCCAAGAGAUCACCAUCAUUUCAGCUGAGAUCUUCUGGGGCCAGUACAGUGUUGAAGCAUGCAAAAGGGACAUCUAAGUCGUUUGAUGGUGGUUCAAGAUCGUUGGACAGGACUAAAAACCUUCUGAAUGGAACAGGUCCAACUUUCAAUAGCAGCAAGUCCUGUGACAGGACUAAGGAUAAUGAGACUGCGAACAUUUCAUGGAAAGCGAAUCAAGAUGAAAAACACAAUGACUCGCAAGUUACAGAAACAGAAGAUACUGUCCCUGGAGUAUUAUAUGAUUUGCUGCAAAAAGAAGUAAUUGCUUUGAGGAAAGCUGGUCAUGAGAAGGAUCAAAGUCUUAAUGAUAAGGACGACGCUAUUGAGAUGUUAGCAAAGAAAGUAGAGACUUUAACAAAAGCCAUGGAAGUUGAGGCCAAAAAGAUGAGAAGGGAAGUCGCUGCGAUGGAGAAGGAAGUUUCUGCCAUGCGUGUUGAGAAGCAACAAGAAAAUAGAGCCAAAAGAUUUGCCAAUUCCAAGGGUCCAGUGAACAGUUCUCAGCCACUUCCAGGAAGGUAUGCAUUCAAUUCUGUCAACCAAUUAUAUUGAAUGAACUUCAGGUCAGUCUUUAUCGCUAAUUAUCUCACAACCCCUUAACUCGGACUCUACAUUUAAUCAAAUUUUUCCUCCCUUUUUUUUUUUUUUUAAAAUUUUUAACUCCUAUGUCUCAUCCCUUCUCUCAUCCCCUCGAGGACUUAAGCCAAAUUUUCUUGACCAAAUAAAAGAAGAAAUAGAAAAAAGAAAAUGAGUCCUUGCGGGAUAUGUCCAAUAUAUCUUCUUCCCAUUUGCCAGGAACUUAAGUCUUUACUUUGAAUUUCUUUAGACACAUGACUCCUCGGUGUCUCAAUAACCAGUUUAAAGUAUUCUUGGACUUUGGCCCCCAGGACUUAGCUCAAGUGAUAAAGGUUGAGGGACUUGUGACUUAUGUCACAAGUUCUAGCCCUGCGUCAUGCGAACUAAUCCUGGUAUUUAAAUGGAGAAGAGUAGAAGGGCGGACCCAUUAUCCCUAAGUUUCGAAGGUUGGGGUUGGUCCUAAAGGUUGGCCCCGGACAGAUUUCUUGGUCAUAAAAAAAAGUAUUCUUCGACUUCGAGUUCAGACCUUUUUUUUCUUUCAAAGACAAGCGUGAGAUAGCAAGUUGACCCCAGUUCUAAAUGAAAGUCUUUUGGGGCCACCUUCUGUGUGUCAGAUUGCAUGCUUUGGCAUCCUUGUUUUAUAAGCUACUUCUGUGAAAUUACAAAUUGCUUUUCUCAUACCCCUCCCCGUAUCCAUCUCUAGACGAGUCUAGAAAUACCGUUGUGUGAAAUUUGGUGGUAACAUGUUUAGAACAAAUAAUUUGAAACUUACUAUACCUGUUAGGAUUCACCUGGAGGUGAAAGUAGAAUCACUAUUACAAAACAAAGACGAUUCAGGAUUUAAACUUGAUGGGUUCGACCUUCAAGGUUCUUAGCACCAAAUUUUAGACUGACCCAGAAUUUAAUAUUUGUUGAAAUUUUAGUAGUUUUUCGCAUAUAUCUAUAUCCCGUGUCAAAAUACUGUGGUCAGUUUGACUCAUUGAAUAUAGACUGCAUCCGCCCUUGUUACAGAAUUAUUAGGUUGUCUGCCUUGAAGCUGAAUGAACAGUAUUAGGCCAUACUAGCAAAUGAUGUUAUCUUAUUUUACAUUGUGGAAAAUACUAGAAGAUUUCUUGGACAUGCCAAAGCAAACGUGAGAAACAGAUACAUUAGAGGCCUCCUUAUCAGUUUCGACUUUUUUAGACAUUUGUUUUUGUUUCUGUACUC